This is a messenger RNA of Lasiodiplodia theobromae, 1746 nucleotides long. RefSeq names its product Isoamyl alcohol oxidase. The coding region runs from base 1 to 1746 and encodes 581 amino acids. The record is from RefSeq and is a predicted model, not a curated record. The transcript is spliced from 2 exons. Gene Ontology annotation, molecular function: oxidoreductase activity; FAD binding. Lineage: Eukaryota; Fungi; Ascomycota; Dothideomycetes; Botryosphaeriales; Botryosphaeriaceae.
AUGGACUCUGCCUGGCCCUCGGAUGCCGAAUGGGCAACCCUUAACAAGACGAUCGGCGGCGCCCUCCUUCGGACCACACCCGUCGCCUCCUCCUGCUGGCCUGGCAACCCCUUCAACUCGCCCUACUCUUGCGACGCAGUGAAGGGCAACUGGAGCUCCGGAAUCUUCCACGCCGCACUGCCCGAGUCGAUUGACUACCCCAUUUUUGCCAACAACUCGUGUCUGCCACCAGGGGCUUCAGGUUACGAUGAGAGCAGGGGAUGCGAGCUGGGCGGACUUCCGGAGUACAUUGUCAAUGCAACGACGGCCGAGCAGGUGGCCACGGCGAUGACAUGGGCAGCUGAACGAAACAUCCGUAUCACUGUCAAAGGAACUGGUCACGACAUGAAUGGACGUUCGAGCGGCUCCUACUCCCUCUCCAUCUGGACGCGCAACUUCAACCACAUCGUCCACCACCCCACCUGGACGCUCCCGGACAACACGACGACCAUCCCGCACUCCUUCGCCAUCGGCAGCGGCAACGGCUGGGGCGCCGUGCUCACCAAAGCGCUCUCGCUCGGCCGCGUUGUCACGACCGGCCAAGACGGCUCCGUCGGGCCCGGCGGCUGGGUGCAAGGCGGCGGCGGCCACGGUCCCCUUUCUCGCACCUACGGCCUGGGCGCGCACCAAGUCCUCCAAGCGACCAUCGUGACGACGACGGGCGAGAUCCUGGUCGCCGACGACGAACACAACGCCGACAUCUUCUGGGCCAUUCGUGGCGGCGGCGGCGGCCAGUACGGCGUCGUGACCGAGUACGUCAUCAAGACGCACCCGGCGCCGCAAGCUGUCGUGGGCACGCUGUCCAUCGUGCCCAAGAGCAACGACGAGGCCAGCGUCAACGCCUCCUGGGCCGCCGCGGCGACGCUGCUCUCCAAGCUCCCCGACCUCAUGGACGCAGGCUUCGCCGGCGCCUCGAUGCUGUCGACGGGCGUGUCUGCGACCAAGUUCGUGCCGACGAUCAAGCAGCGCAUCGACGGCGUGGCCGUGAGCCAGGUGCUCUGGGCCUUCAACAUGAGCGCCGCCGCCGUGAACGCCCUCGUCGCGCCUGUCGUCGCUGAGUUGCAGGCCGUGGGCAACAACGCUACGCUCGACGUCUCGUUUUCUGCCGGCAACCAGACCGACUACAAGACCUUCUACAGCAGCAUCUCUGGCAGCAACGCUGCUGGCUCUGGCGCCGUCAUGUCCACCCGCCUGCUAGGCCGCCGCGAGCUGGUCGACACGCCGCUCGAAAAAGUUGAGGAGUACCUGCGCACCGGCGUCUUGCUGGCUCAGAACCAGACCGCGGGCACGUACGUGACCAUCGGCUUGCAAGGUGGUCCGGGUGUUGCGGGCGUGUCUGAGGAGCGUUGGGGCGCUGUUAACCCGGUCUGGCGCGAUACGUACCUGCACGUCAUUACUACAGGCGCCAGUAUGGAUCCGACGGGGCCUGGCGGGCCGAAGCAGGCGUUGAGCGAGGCUGCGGCGUGGAUGGAGGAGCACAAGGAGAAGAUGUGGAGGGAGUGGGCACCCGAGACUGGGGCGUACAUGAAUGAGGCGAACCCCUACAACAGUGAGUGGAAGCAUGACUUCUACGGAUCCACGUAUGAUAAGCUGGUUGAGAUCAAGAAGAAGUAUGAUCCGUCCGAGAGCUUGUACGUGAUCAAUGGCGUUGGAACUGAAGGAUGGGAGUAUGACUUGGACAGUGGGAAGCUUUGCAAGAACGCUUAA